Molecule: messenger RNA, 3783 nt
Organism: Echinostoma caproni
Lineage: Eukaryota; Metazoa; Platyhelminthes; Trematoda; Plagiorchiida; Echinostomatidae
Source: the annotation of a GenBank genome assembly
AUGCAGGCAAGUCAGGAGUAUCGACCGUUACCGGCCGAAAACAGCAUUGAAAUCCCACUGCGUGGCGGGGAUGAAGUAAUUGAAUUAGAUACAGAUCAAUUGCCGGAUGGUGAAGAGGUUCUCAACAUUCUGAGUCAAGAAAAAGCACCUCUGCAAAUCUGGACUACUGUUGCGGUGGCUUAUUAUAAGAAAAAGUUGUAUGAUGAUUUCGAGAAAAUCCUUGAAGAGGCCUAUCGAAACGCAGCUGAUUUGCAGCCUUAUCAUGAAAGUGAUUUGGUUCGCUUGCUUGAUAUGUUGGCAAACUACUACGGGCGCAAAGCAUAUAAAGAAAAGAGCAAGGAAAAGAAGAAUCAACUGAUUGCCCAGGCCACUCGCCUCUUCACCUCAGCUGAUCGAAUUGAUAUGUACGAUCAGAAACAUUUGCUCGGUCGUGCAUUCUUUUUCAUCUACGAGGGUGAAAAUUGGAGCCAAGCUGACAGCCAGUUGAAUUUCGUGCUCAAUCAAGGCGCUCCAAGUGUUCCGGCAUAUUUGGGUAAAGCUUGUAUUGCUUUCAACAAAAAAGAGUAUCGGAAUGCUCUGGGAUUUUAUCGCAAAGCACUCCGACUGCAACCCAACUGUCCGGCCACUGUGCGUUUGGGUAUGGGUCAUUGUUUUUUCAAACUUGGAAACUUGGAAAAGGCGCGACUCGCAUUUCAGCGUGCAUUGGAUUUAGAUCCGGACUGCGUUGGUGCUCUGGUAGGAUUGGCAAUACUUGAUCUAAACGAGAAAACUCAGGAAUCUAUCAAACAAGGUGUACAAAAAUUGUCCCGUGCGUACAACCUGGAUCCCACGAAUCCCAUGGUGCUAAAUCAUCUUGCCGACCAUUUCUUCUACAAAAAGGAAUAUGCCAAAGUCCAUCGGUUGGCAAUUCACGCAUUUUAUAACACCGAGACCGAGGCGAUGCGUGCCGAAAGCUGCUAUCAGAUGGCUCGAGCAUUCCACAUGCAAGAAAACUAUGAUAAUGCAUUUCAGUAUUACUAUCUGGCCACACAAAUGGCCUCGCCAAACUUCAUUCUUCCAUUCUACGGCCUCGAGGAAACGGCCGCCGUGUCUUUCGAACGUGUUUUGAAAGAUCAUCCGAAUAACUACGAAACAUUGAAGAUCCUCGGCAGUCUGUACGCCCAGUCCACCAAGCCUGAUAAACGUACACAUGCCAAACAACUGUUCAAGCAGGUGAGCACAGGUUCCGUAACAGAAAGUCAACCAGAAGAUGUGGAAGCCUGGAUCGAGUAUGCACAGUUGCUGGAGAAUGAUGUGUCCGGAGCUCUAGAUGCUUAUCUGAAAGCACUGGCUAUUUUAGAAAAUAUCCAGCUUGACAUGGCUCCGGAAAUUCUCAACAAUAUUGGUUGCCUGUACUUCAUGAAAAAUGAACUUGAUCAAGCCGCCUCAUUCUUCUCCCGUGCGGAUGAACGUAUUCAAGAGGAGCAACAGCAGGAAGCACGGGAACGUGCCGAACACGGGACAGCAUCCAAUCCGCCCCAGGCCGAUGAUUAUUUUCACGGUCUGGGAAUCACGGUCCGUUACAAUCGAGCUCGAUUACACGAGGCUCAAGGUAGACCGGAUGUGGCCGAAGAAAUCUAUAAAAGUAUUCUGUUGAAACACCCGAGUUAUAUUGACUGUUAUCUACGUCUUGGCUGUAUAGCCCGUGAUCGUGGUCAGAUCUGGGAUGCAUCGAUUUGGUUCAAAGAUGCUUUGGACGUAGAUCCGGACAGUCCGGAUGCGUGGUCUCUCAUUGGGCUGUGGCAUCUCAGUAAGAACGAAGCUGAACAAGCACAGAAGAAGUUCGAUCGUAUCAUUCGCCAACCCGCCUACUGGGCGGAUGCAUUCGCACGCAUCUCAUUGGGAAAUAUAUGGCUUACUACACUUCAUCAUCCGAUCCGCGACAAGGAUAAACGAAAGCGUCAUCAGGAUCGUGCACUCUCGUUCUACAAAGCUGUACUGUGUGCUGAUCCCCGAAAUAUUUGGGCCGCACACGGUAUCGGUUGUGUGCUAGCUCAUAAAGGUUUCGUCAACGAGGCUCGUGACGUGUUUGCCCAAGUGCGUGAGGCCACCGCAGAAUUUGCCGAUGUAUGGAUCAAUAUUGCACAUAUCUACGUGGAGCAGAAACAGUAUACUGCAGCAAUUCAAAUGCAUGGCUUCUGGAUUGUCAUCGCAGAUCUCUAUUCUUGUUCGGAAUUCUUUCAGUAUGAGAAUUGCAUCCGAAAAUUCGGAAAACAGAACAAUACUGAACUGUUGCAGUAUUUGGCGCGCGCACAUUUCAAAGCCGGUCAAUUGAAGGAAUGUAAAACCAUUCUAUUGAAAGUGAGUGAAAUCAGCUUGUUCACAACAACUGUUCAAAAAGCCAUACAUGUCAAACCAUGGGAUCCGUUGCUCACAUUCAAUUUGGCUCUGGUUCACAAACGUCUUGCAGUAACCGUACUUCAGGAUGAAACUAGCAGUUUCUCUUUGGUGUGUGAAGUGAUAGCCGAUCUGAAUAUGGCCCGAUGAUCUGAUAUUUAUUUACUUGGUUUCAUGGAGUCGCAUACUUCUACCACUUGCGAGACAGGAUUUGACCAACCUUUUAUUAUCUGUAAUCCUGCCCGUUUCGGUCCUCUUUUGUCUGAUCAGGAGGAGGAACGUGAAGCUCAACGGAAACGUCAACUAGAACUACAAAGACAGGCUGAACAGAUGCGUCUGGAACGGGAACGACGUCUUGAAGAGGAGCGAGGUCGAUUCCUGGAGAAAGCCAAACAAAUUGUGAUUGAGCCAGUGGGGGACGAGCGCAAGGGUCGCCGAGGUGGUGGUGGCGGAGGUCGUCGUAAAGACGACUUUAUUGCCUCUGGAGACGAGGAUAGCGGGAGUAGUAGUGGUCCAGAAAAUAAUGAAGGGCGUGAUGAGAGCGCUGAAGGCACUCGUGCUGCCAAAUCCAAGUCAAAGCAGCGGACCGGAAAAAGACGUGCAACCGAUGGUUCGGAAUCGCGUGCAUCGGCCUCGGCUAGGAAGAAGUCUCGUUUCGGUUCAAGUCGUGAUGACGGCCUGACUGCGAAACAACGUAUGCGUGUAGUCAGCAAAGCCAUUGUCUCAGACUCUAGUGACUCCAGUAGUAGCGAUGAAGAUGAGCAAGCCAGAGAGGAUGCCCGAGUGGCAGCGCUGGCUAAGAAAAUUCUUUCCUCGGAUGAGGACGAUCCUGACCAGCCAGUUGAGGAUCUGUUACCACCGCAACGUCCAUCAAGUUCACCGUCCUCCUCUGACUUAUCUGACGGUACUCCAAAACGUCACGCUCGGGACGGGAAACGAUCGAAAAAGUUGACCAAGGCAUCUCACAAAUCCCACAAAGGUUCUGGUGGCUCAAGAGGACGCGUACGCCAUGAGUCUUCUGAAGAAGAGUCAGGAGAAGAGGAGAGGCGUCGUCCAAGCGGCAGAAGUCGGCGCGGGAUGGACAGUGAAAGUGAGGAGGAACAAACAAGCAGAAAGAAACAACACUCAAGGCUCCCUGUUGCUGCAUCUAGCGAUGAUGAGGAUGAUGACUCAGAUACUGCGUUGGCUGGUACGGCAAAGCGAAAGCGUAUGCUUGCCAGCAGUGGCAGCGAACCCGAGGAUGAUGGUGACCGACAGUCCAAUCCAUCCGUCGAGGCCCGUCGCCGACUUGAAGAUUCUCCUGUCUCCUCGCAAAGUAAUGCUAAUGGUCGCCAGCGACCAGGGCUACCCCCACCGUCUGGUUCAGAUGAAGAGUCCUCAGCACUGUCUCAAGACGAGAGCCCAUAA